CCGGGGUAGAAUAGUUUGGAUUGACCAAUCAUCCUGGCGGCUCAUUUCAUUCUUGCAGGAGGGGUGGACUAUUGCUUUGUAGGAGGUUGAAUAGUCUUGAGGAACUCUACCCAUCUAUCUACAUGGUUGCAUGUAUGUAGGCGAGUGCCAAACAGAUGAUUAUAGAUGAGGUCCAAUUGCAGAGCAGAGCCUACACUAAUUAAACCCAAGUUGAACAAUGCUUGCAUGGCUCGAACCUCCCAACGGAACUCCACGUCCGAUGUUUGCCAAAGGUGGGGAACACAAAGGAGGGGAGGAUCCGCAAACCGAUGCGGAGGGAUCCCUCAUGCAAUGGUGACGGUUGAGCAACAUAUAGCCAGACAUUAGAAUCGAAAAUUUGCCUUCAACACCUCCGCCUCGCCAGACACAAGCUGCUGAUCAGGCCAAAGGGGAACAAAAAUCGAGAUGAGCGUACCUAGCACACAGCGCCCCUCGGCGACUUGCGUCCAGGUCACACCGGACAUUUCGAUUCAACCCCCGCUCUCUCGCCGGGGAAACGGUCCGGGCCUGGUGUUGGUUGUUUCCAAGAACCUCGACUUGAGCUCGCAUGAGAAGACACUUGAUCCUCCGCCGCUCCAGAAAUGGGCCGAGGAGGGCUACUCUGUUGCUCAGGUCCGUAUUGGCGACGGGUCCAGCAUCACCAGCCAAGUCGGUAUUGCCGUUGCGGAGUUGCAAAAGCUACCGGAAUGCUCGGGGGAAAAGUUCGGUCUCGUUGUGAUACCUGACGAGAACACGGCCAGCCACAUCUUGCUCCUUGACGCCAUCAGAAGCCUGACAGCGAUCGUCGGCGCUGUCUUUUACGGAGAUUGCCCAGAUGUUGAACCCCCCGUCCCGGUGCUUGCACACUUACCGGGCAACACGAACAGGCCAUCGGGCGAGCCUAUGAGGCCUGAGGGCCUCACCAUUCACUCGUACCCAGGAGCUGGGCGGUUUUUCAUCAUCCCAGCUCACGCAGACUAUCGCGCGAGUGCUGCGGCCGUGGCUCAUACGCGCUCGCUGUCGUUCCUCAAACCGCUUAUGGGAGGUCCUUAUUUUGACCUCGAGGCCAUCUGGGACGAGCACACACGCUAUGAGUUCGCCGACCGCAGCGUCGAGGAGACCAUGGCCACAAUGGUCGAUCAGCCAUACGUCAACCACGUGCCCACCUUGACCGGGGGAAUCGGACAGGCGAAGCUGACGACGUUCUACCGUGACCACUUCAUCUUCAGCAACCCCAACGACGCCAACUUGGAGCUGGUCAGCCGGACGGUGGGGAUCGACCGGAUCGUUGACGAGUUUCUGUUCAACUGCACCCAUGAUCGGGUCAUUGACUGGCUAAUCCCGGGCGUUCCCCCGACGUUCAAACGGCUGAGCAUUCCGUUCACCAGCGUUGUCAACAUCCGCGGCGACCGCCUCUAUCACGAGCACAUCGCCUGGGAUCAAGGUACAGUCCUGCGGCAGCUGGGCCUGCUUCCCGAAUACCUGCCGUUUCCAUAUGCACUCCCGGAUGGUAGGGCGCCGGGCAAUGGUAAGCGGUUCGAGUACCGAGUGCCUGUUGCGGGCGGGGAAACAGCAGAGAAACUAGUCGAUGAGAACGCAGUGCCGUCGAAUGAAAUGAUUCUGUUUGGUGUCAGGGAAGUUCCUGACAAAUAGCUAAUCUCAUUGGCUGCGCGGAGGUAAAAAUAAUAAAUAAAUAAGAGGUUGCUUAAUCGGCAGCUGUCGUGGACUUUGCUGUCUGGGUACACUGGGGAACAAUGGCUCGUUCAUCCUAAAUUGAGACGGCGUGGAGGGGUUCAAAGAUGAGGAAGACGUCAUGUUUGCAAAUUGGAGCAAACCGCAGUAUCCGUACUCCGUAC
Thermothelomyces thermophilus ATCC 42464 is the source of this 1874-nucleotide messenger RNA. RefSeq lists its product as uncharacterized. NCBI's taxonomy places the organism in Eukaryota, Fungi, Ascomycota, Sordariomycetes, Sordariales, Chaetomiaceae. Bases 445 to 1671 code for a protein of 408 amino acids. The transcript has 3 exons. Gene Ontology annotation, biological process: polyketide metabolic process. The record is from RefSeq and is a predicted model, not a curated record.